Messenger RNA from Thermothelomyces thermophilus ATCC 42464, 3071 nucleotides. RefSeq lists its product as uncharacterized. NCBI's taxonomy places the organism in Eukaryota, Fungi, Ascomycota, Sordariomycetes, Sordariales, Chaetomiaceae. The transcript has a single exon. Gene Ontology annotation, cellular component: nucleus; cytosol; cytoplasm. Bases 367 to 2856 code for a protein of 829 amino acids. Gene Ontology annotation, molecular function: protein tyrosine/threonine phosphatase activity; MAP kinase tyrosine/serine/threonine phosphatase activity. The record is from RefSeq and is a predicted model, not a curated record. Gene Ontology annotation, biological process: protein dephosphorylation; negative regulation of MAPK cascade.
CGGUUCAUCCAGGAUUCAGCAGUGCUGUCCCGCUUGGCCCGACUGUUGUCUCUGGCUCACUCGCCACGGAUCUCCCUCCCGCAUUGAGAUAUCAUUUAUUCUUACCUUUGGCAGCGCGUUUGGCAUUAACUCAUCGUUGCCUUCCCCGCCUUCCUUAGCGACUAUCAGACGGUCAGGAGGCCACAAGACCCGGCGGCCAACCCAUUCCGGGGCAGGACGUGGCUGUGGCGGAUCGAAGCACGAGGAGGCGAGACCGCGCAUUGUUGCCCAGCCAAGGAAGUGACCGCAGCUGCUGUCUUUUUCAAGCCGCCAAAUAUGCCUUCUGCCGUAGCACGACGGUUGUUUGAGGACCAAAUACCCUCAAUAAUGUCGGUCUACCAGGUUGACAGUGGAAUUGCGGACAUGGACCAGUCGAACCCUGUCACCAUUGUUAAUCCCAAGCUGGUCAUGGAGGGCGCAAAGAUGGAUGGUGCUUCACAGCCGGGGGGGAUGCAGCCUGGGGCUUUGCCGUCGGAAUCCAUCCAUAGGCACAAUGACAGCACAUCGACACAGACGACCGAGUCUGCUGACUCCUCUCCAACGACCACAUUGUCGAUCGCGGAUUCAUCUGACCUGUCGGACCCUUCUCCGUCCUCGUCUCCCGAUUCUCCCGUCAACCUCGCGCAGCUUCAGAGCUUUGCGCCGACGUCGAUCGGGGGCCUGUCUGGCAUGGCCAGGCUGACGGUUUCUGACCCGAACCGGGAUCGACCCAUGACUUCACCUGGGCCCAGGCGGCUCAAGAAUAUGAAGGGCCUCUCUAUUCAGCCGCCAUCGACCUCCUCGUCGUUAAUCUCGGAGCCCGCUUCGCCCUCAUUCAUCAAGCCCAAGAUUGCUCCCAUGAAACGAAAGCCUAGCCAGCUCAGCCUCAAGACGAACUCUUCCGAUCUCAUCACGCGCACCACUCUUGAGGUUCCGAAUUCCCCAACGGUUGCUCCCAUCCUGCAGCGCCGCGCCCUGAAGCACUCGAUGUCGACGCCACAGAUGCUUUCAGGUCUACGGUCCGCGACUUUCGGCCCGGCCGGGGGGAUGACAAUACCGACGGUAUUAGAGCGAAACGAGACGGGGCUGUCGUCCUUCUUUCGCCCGUCGCGACCAGCCGAUGGCGCCGGCGGAAGCUCGGCAAUCAGGGAGGAGGAAUCCCCGAUACGCACUCAAAUCGCAAAUCGGAUCCCUUUUGAUUCGGAGCCCUAUCACGAGAUAGAAAACAACGAAGACCAAAAGUCACCCGGGUAUCCAGACGGCCCCAUUGCCAUAUACGGCGAUAAUGUCUACCUUUACCUCGAACCGACCGCAGAAGAGGCGGCCCGCUUUGAUGUGGUUAUCAACGUGGCCCGCGAAGUCAGCAACCCCUUCAAGACUGCCUCGGCUAACCGCCAAUCCCCGGAGACCAAAGAGAGAUCUGCCGAAGAGUCGCCGGUUCCCGAGACUGCGGCGACGACUGACAGUUUCGCCACGGCCUUUGAGUAUCUCCCCGACAACGCUUCGGGCGACACACCGACGACGCCGAAAGCGCAACCGCUCAAGGAACCCGAGUACAUCCACAUGCCCUGGGAUCAUAAUACCGAUAUCUCAAAGGACUUAAUGACGCUUUGCGAGACAAUUGACAAACGCACAAAAGAGGGGAAGAAGGUCCUAGUCCAUUGCCAACAAGGCGCCAGCAGAUCGGCCAGCCUGAUCAUUGCCUACGGCAUCUAUCAAAACCCCGAGCUGAGCGUCAAUGACGCAUACUAUGCGGCCCAGGGAAAGAGCCGGUGGAUCAGCCCGAACAUGAAGUUGAUGUACUGCCUACAAGACUUUCAGAAGGAGGUUGCGAAGAGGAGACUCGCGCCUGGUGCAGGCUCGAAGGUGAGGCCAGGAAGAAGUCCUACUCAUAGGGCGACCAUGUCAGCAGACAACAUCGAGGUGGCAUCCAAGGAGCCGCUCACCGCACCACUACCCGCCGAUGGCCCAACGUCCAAUUCCGUGAGCCGCGAUAAGAGCCCCAACAGGGCACGGGGCAAUUCGACUCCCAAUCGGGGAGAGCCAAUCUCUCCAGGCCCGUCGUCGGCUCCCUCGAGCUUCUCAUGGUCAGAAAAGGAGGACGAGUCUGAUCCGGGGAAAUACGGCCGCUUCAAUCUCGAUUCCUUGGUUGCACCUAAGCCAACCGAGUUGGCGCCUCCCCCCUCCCUCUCGAUCUCGAGAACCCCACCAUCGCCAGGGUUGGGCGGCUUCACCUUGUCAAAGCCCCCGCCAUCUCCCGGAUUUGGCAGCUUUUCGCUCUCGAAGCCCCCGUCCUCGCCAGGGCUUGGUGGGUUUACAAUUUCGCCGGCACGUCCGCCAUCGCCGAAGCCGACUUCUCUAUCGCUGCCGAAGCCACCGCCGUCUCCUAAGCUCGCUCCGCCCGAGUUGUCCCGACCACCGAUGUCCCCUGGGUUUCCCCCUUCUGACCCGUUCUCGAAACCACCACCGUCUCCGGGAUUCGGUGCGCACAGGUUCGGCUCGAAACAGGGUACCUUAGGGUUCACCUCACUCAAUCUGGCUGCGCCGCCGAAGCCAGCAGUUACCAAGGAGCCGCCGGCCCCAGAGCGGCCAGUGGCGGUCGUCCCGAGUUUUUCGGACGUUGAGGCCCUGAUGUCACCGCGCGCAGAGGCAAUGACGAACAAUCCUAUUCAUCAAUCACUUUCAGAGCUGACGGGGGUGCAAUUCGUCGAGAUCCCGCCGACACCUAGGGAAGGGCUGUUCUCCCCGCGGGAGACCAUGUUCCCGCGUGCGGACCCACGAAGUCCGCCUACCAAGGGUGAAACACCGAUUGUGCGAUCCAUCGACGAGAUGCUCUGAUUCUCGACCGAAUCACCGGUAUCGGUAUUGGCCAUUCAAACAAGAUCCGUACAGCGCCUCACCAUUGGGUGCUAACACGAUGCUUUCCUUUGUCCAUUUCGGAGGGUUGGUCAUCGUUUCUGGCGAUUAAAAGCGUGCGCAUUGCCGGGUUACGAGGCGCUAUGGGGUUUUGGAGUGUUCCAUUUUUUUUCUUUUUUCUUUUUUUUUUUUUUUGG